CAAAGAAUAUCAGUCCUGUCCUCGCGAACGUAUGAGCUGUCCAACAAGUUUUAGAGUGCAAGAACAAGGACUUUAGGCUGUCAAAUUGUUUAUUGUCGAUUUACUAUGGGAGUUAUUAGGAUGUUACUGGAAUUAUCGCUAGUGUUUUUUGCUUUCUCUACAAGGUUUAUUGCGUUGGCCGCAUUCUCGCAGUCUUUUGACAGCGACUUCACGUUUACCUUACCCGCCGGUCGGAAGGAAUGCUUCUACCAGACCAUGAAGAAAGAUGCAUCGUUGGAAAUUGAAUACCAGGUGUUAGAUGGCGCAGGCCUGGAUGUUGACUUCCACAUCUCUUCUCCCACUGGUCAUGUGAUUUUCAGUGACUAUCGCAAAUCAGACGGCGUGCACACAGUUGAAACAGAGGAUGGAGAUUACGCAUUAUGCUUUGACAACACAUUCAGUUCCAUAUCGGAGAAGGUUAUCUUCUUUGAGCUGAUCCUGGACAACAUGGAUCAAGAUUUAGAUGACGACGAUGACUGGAAGGAGUAUGUUCAUGGAACAGAUAUGCUGGACAUGAAACUGGAAGACAUUAUGGACACAAUCAACAGUGUGAAGGCCCGACUGGGGAAGAGUGCACAGAUCCAAACGGUGCUGCGGGCCUUUGAGGCGCGCGACCGCAACAUCCAGGAGAGCAACUUUGAGCGGGUGAACGUCUGGUCUGUCAUUAACAUGUUCGUUAUGGUGCUGGUGUCUGGCGUUCAGGUGUACUUGCUCCGCUCCCUGUUUGAUGACAAAAGGAGAAUGCGGACGUAACACUUGCCCCAGCGGCAGAAUAAGAGGUGGAACAAAACACACCUAGUACAAAAAUAGAUCAACUGACGUGGCUGCAUUGUACAUGACUAUACAAGGGCACUGUAUAAACACAGAAUCAUACAAAGAGAUAUAAAUAUUUUAACUUAAAACGUAUACAUAUUUACUCGAAUGCCAAAGGUCAUUUUGUUGUGUUGACUAACUGAUGUCAGGUGAUCAGUGCGAGGAUCUUACUAUGAUGCCAACUUUAUCCCAGGAAUACUCUUUCUAAACUACAUAAACUUAAUGGGGUAAAACUGAGCAUAGAAAUGCUCUAUACUUGUAUAUUGUGGUGUAUGUCUUCCAAACAGGCCUGGAGCUAUAGAAUGUUGGGGAAUAUCCUUCUUUCAUGUGAUAUAAGUUACUGAGAUGCCUUCACCUUUGCCUUUUUCUCAUAGUUCAUGUUUUUAAAAACAUGUUACCAUCAGAUUUACUGUGAUAUAAUAUCACUUUCGACUAUCAUUCAUCAGCAAUUUCCCCAAUCUGUGCCUCCUUUACCAGUCUCUUGCCGCCUUGAAUAGCUAUUUCAACCGUUACAAAUGACCCCUCUCCACAGGGCUCUGUGUUGAAGUAAUAGGGACACAUUGCUAACCGUAGUUCAUAGCACCAAGGGGGAGAGUGGAGUAGGGAGAAAGGGCCAUCUCCAUGGCCUGGCUCCCAGGCUGCAUUGACUGGACAGCAGUUGGCUUCACUCGCCCUCUUCUCUUCAGCUGUGUGGCCACUAUGAGUUUCUGGUUACAGCCACCUUGCCUGUGAAGAUAUUGAGUCACAUAAGUCUAUUUCUGCUUUACUGACCAGCAGUUGGGUCAUCGCCACUACUAGAGAGGCUAGAAACAAAACUCCCAACAAAAUUGAGAACAGACCCCCGCAGUUAUUUGUUGGCUUUAUUUACUGGUCUGUAUAGUCAAGGUCAUUGGAAACACAUAGACAAAUGGUCAACAAGUUCAUAAAUGGAUGCACUGUCAGAGCUCUAGAUCUGUGUGGGUUUAUGAAACCUUUCAAAUCUUUAGCAUCUGUUCAUGGGUUUUGAUUCGAUUUUGUUUAUAACGUCAAACAAAAUGUAUUUUAGGACGUUGGUUACUUUAUUUUAUCUUUUGACUGCAUUGAUGUUUUCCUUUUUACUUUGUCAACUAAAUGGUCUCUGUCUCCAUCUUCUGGUGGGACUUGAAAUUGCUAAAGAAGGUUUUAAUGUACAGUAUUCUUGUACAAAAAUGUCGCUGCAUUCAAUUGCAUUGUGAACAAUCUUUUUGUUAGGACAUAAAUCCUGACAGUUGCUGUGGACAUUGCAUUGCACAUUGCAGUGACCUGAUCCCCUGACGGGCUGUCUAGGGAUCAGGAAAUAUCUCUGUUUAUCUUUGCCUUAACUUCAGUUCAAUGAAAUGCAUUGUUACAUUUUUAAGGGUUUCUAAUGGAAAUCCUCCGUAUGUUAACCAUUGUUAAGGUUAUGUUCAAAUGCCUACAUUUCCAAUUAGAGAUUUAGCGUUACAUAAAGUGUUUUUCAAUUACCUUUAGCGUAAACAUACAUUUUGCAACUGUAUUUAAACAGUUGUUUAAAUACUGAUGCAAACGCAUCAGUUAUUUUCCAGAUAAAUAAACAAAAGUAUUACCUGGGCUAUUUGAUUGAAAUACAUGUACAUUAAAAGACUACCUUUUCUGAA
This is a messenger RNA of Gadus morhua (Atlantic cod), 2486 nucleotides long. It is a transcript of the gene tmed5, whose product is annotated as transmembrane p24 trafficking protein 5. Bases 106 to 792 code for a protein of 228 amino acids. Lineage: Eukaryota; Metazoa; Chordata; Actinopteri; Gadiformes; Gadidae. The record is from RefSeq and is a predicted model, not a curated record. The transcript is spliced from 4 exons.